Molecule: messenger RNA, 2984 nt
Organism: Passer domesticus (house sparrow)
Lineage: Eukaryota; Metazoa; Chordata; Aves; Passeriformes; Passeridae
Gene: CHDH
Product: choline dehydrogenase
Exons: 9
Coding region: 336-2162 (608 amino acids)
Cellular component (GO): mitochondrial inner membrane
Molecular function (GO): choline dehydrogenase activity; flavin adenine dinucleotide binding
Source: RefSeq, a predicted model, not a curated record
UGCCUCUUCACACAAUUCCAAUCCCUGGCCAGUUCUCAGGGACUUUUUAGAUACUGUCAUUACCAGCACAUUUUAAACCAGUUUCGUCUAUAAUGAACAUGCACUACAUUCGCAUAUACUGAAGAUAUUCAGAGGACAAAGACAAUAGAGAAUGAUACAGCCAAACCCAAAAUCGUCACUGCUGAGGUAACAAAUCCGUCAACACAGGCAGGCCCGGCGGGACGGCGCGUUUGCUGCUCUCACUUCUAACCCGGACUUUCUGCUGGGAACACGCAUUGCACAGGGUAUACCACUGGAUUUUAUCAGAAAUUCUGCAAGAGUGACUAUCAAUAAAGAUGUCAUAUUUAACAAAAGGAUUUAAAUGUCCCAGUCCUGUGAUGUGCAAAGUAGCAGGAAGCCUGUUUAAAGCACGCACGUUAAAGAACGCGUUCGGCAUCAACGAACAAUUCAAAAUUUCACGUGCCUCAUCCCAGCUGAGCUCUGAAAAGACAAACUCUUAUGAUUACAUCAUUGUGGGAGCUGGCUCAGCAGGCUGUGUGCUGGCCAACAGGCUGACAGAAGACCCGCAGAGCACUGUGCUGCUUUUGGAAGCGGGCCCCAAGGACACCCUGCUGGGCAGCAUAAGGCUGAUGUGGAAGAUCCACAUGCCUGCUGCCUUAACCUACAACCUGUGCGAUGAGAAAUACAACUGGUACUACCACACCACUCCGCAGAGGCACAUGGAGGGCCGGGUGAUGUACUGGCCCCGGGGCAGGGUGUGGGGCGGCUCCUCCUCUCUCAAUGCCAUGGUCUACAUCCGCGGGCACGCCGAGGACUACAACCGCUGGAGCAGGGAGGGGGCUCUGGGCUGGGACUAUGAGCACUGCCUGCCCUAUUUUAAGAAGGCACAGACACACGAACUGGGGCCGGAUCAGUACAGAGGGGGGAAUGGCCCCCUGCACGUGUCAAGAGGGAAAAAGAAGCAUCCUCUCCAUCAGGCGUUCCUGGAGGCUGCCCAGCAAGCCGGGUAUCCCUUCACAGAUGACAUGAAUGGCUACCAGCAGGAAGGCUUUGGCUGGAUGGACAUGACUAUACACCAAGGUCAAAGAUGGAGCACAGCUAGUGCUUAUCUUCGCCCAGCCAUAUCACGCCCAAAUUUCUCAGUUGCAGAGAAGACACUUGUAACAAAAAUCUUGUUCCAAGGAACAAAAUGCAUUGGUAUUGAGUAUGUGAAAAAUGGGCAGAGGAAAAAGGUUUCUGCCAAUAAGGAAGUUAUUUUAAGUGCAGGUGCCAUUAAUUCUCCCCAGCUGCUUAUGUUGUCUGGAAUUGGAAAUGCAGAUGAUCUAAAAAAACUGGGGAUUCCUGUUGUUUGCCAUCUUCCUGGAGUAGGCCAGAACCUGCAAGAUCAUUUAGAAGUGUAUGUCCAGCAAAAGUGCACCAAACCUAUUACUCUGUAUAGUGCACAAAAGCCACUGAACAUGGUGAGGAUUGGCCUCGAAUGGCUUUGGAAAUUUACAGGUGAGGGAGCCACGUCUCACCUGGAAUCUGGUGGUUUCAUCCGGAGUGAACCAGGGGUUCCUUACCCCGACAUUCAGUUCCACUUUCUUCCCUCCCAGGUGAUUGACCACGGGCGGGUUGCUUCCACAAUGGAAGCUUACCAGGUCCAUGUGGGACCCAUGAGGAGCACAAGUGUGGGCUGGCUGAAGCUGAAGAGUUCAGACCCAAACGACCACCCCAUCAUUGAGCCCAACUACCUGUCAACAGAAAGAGACGUUUGGGAAUUCCGCCAGUGUGUCAAGUUGACCAGAGAGAUCUUUGCUCAGAAAGCUUUUGAAAAAUUUCGUGGGCCUGAAAUUCAACCAGGAAAUCAUGUUCAGUCUGACAAAGAAAUAGAUGCUUUCAUAAGGCAGAAGGCUGAUAGUGCUUAUCACCCCUCCUGCACCUGUAAAAUGGGUCAGCCUUCAGACAGCACCGCUGUAGUGGAUCCCCAGACAAAAGUAAUUGGGGUUGAAAACUUGAGAGUAGUUGAUGCUUCAAUAAUGCCCAGUGUUGUCACUGGAAACUUGAAUGCCCCAACUAUCAUGAUAGCAGAGAAAGCUGCAGAUAUAAUUAAGGGCCUCCCAUCACUUCAGGAGAAAAAUGUUCCUGUAUAUAAGCCCAAGACCUUGGAAACACAGAGAUAAAUAAGUAUUCUUAUCCUUUCAUAUAAUUUGCUAUUUAGGCUUUCAUCCUUAUGUUGGCAUCUCAUACUGAAUGUGCCAACGUGAUAAAUAUAAUGAAAAACAACAUAUCCUAUUAAAGUAACUAUUAAUUUGAAUAAUUUCUUUUGUAUUAGACUACCUACUGUUUUUUUUUUAAUCAGCUGGCUUCAGUUCCUUUUUUAGAAUCAUAGAAUAUGCUGAGUUUCAUGGGACCAAUCAGGAUCAUUAAGUCCAAUUCCUGGCCCUGUGCAGAACACUCCAAGAAUCACAAAUUUAAUUAAAUAUUACCUUCUGUGGUAUAUUCAAAUAUUCUUUUGAAGAAAAGCUGUUUCUAAAUGACAAGGUUGUACACAUCAGCCAGAAAUACCAUGUGACUGCAUGAGGAAUGGAAGAGAUUAAUGUGGGCUAUUUUGAAAUUAUUAUGUUAUUUGAAGAAUUUUAAUUGCUAUUAGAAUGUUACCCAGGAAAAUAGCUAGUCAGUAAUCACCACAUCCUGCAGAGAAUGGUCAAACAAAUGUAAGCACUUAUGUAAUUUCAAAUUCAAGAGCUGAAAUAGUUUGUAUCAGAAUUCAUAGGAAAGGGAGGAACCUGCACGUGCUCAGAGUUUGUCAAACGUGACAAACAUUUCCUUUAUGAAAGGAAUGCACAGUUUACAAAUCCCACUCAAAGUUAGAUUUCACUAAGCUCAGCAGCCUCUAACUGUAGAUCAUUCAGGAAGAAGAUAUACAGUGUAUUUAUCAGAACUUAUUUUUCUAAAAAUGCAGAACUGGAGUUGAAAUUUAUUAAAAUCUACUGGAAAAUUGA